Messenger RNA from Hirundo rustica (Barn swallow), 1785 nucleotides. Its product is annotated as DEP domain-containing mTOR-interacting protein-like. Gene Ontology annotation, molecular function: protein binding. The transcript has 9 exons. Gene Ontology annotation, biological process: intracellular signal transduction; negative regulation of TOR signaling. Lineage: Eukaryota; Metazoa; Chordata; Aves; Passeriformes; Hirundinidae. The record is from RefSeq and is a predicted model, not a curated record. Bases 420 to 1661 code for a protein of 413 amino acids.
CGUGGAGCUGGAGUCAGCAGCUCCGGGCCGCCCUACCUGCGCCCUGCCGGCGGCGGGGCCAGCCCGGGAGCAGCAGCAUCCUCCGGAGACACAGCCCGGGGGAGCAGCAGCAUCCUCCCGAGACACAGCCCGGGGGAGCAGCAGCAUCCUCCCGAGACACAGCCCGGGGAACAGCAGCAUCCUCCCGAGACACAGCCCGGGGGAGCAGCAGCAUCCUCCCGAGACACAGCCCGGAGAAACAGCAGCAUCCUCCGGAGACACAGCCCGGAGAAACUGCAGCAUCCUCCCGAGACACAGCCCGGAGAAACAGCAGCAUCCUCCCGAGGCACAGCCCGGGGGAGCAGCAGCAUCCUCCCGAGAAAAAGUCCGGGAGCAGCAGCAUCCUCCCGAGUCGCCCCCGGGAGCAGCGCCAGCCCGGCAUGGAGAGCCUGAGCAGUGGCCUGAAGAAGAAAGCCACGGAGCACCACUACAGGGCCGAGGUGAUGAUUGCUGGAGAGCAGCUCAGGCUGCACAGCUCUGGAGAGCCCAGCUGCGCCUUUCCCCCCGCCAGGCUCCGGCUCCACGACGGGAAGCUGAUCAAGGACAGGCGGUACCACCUGCGGACCUACCCCAACUGCUUCGUGGCCAAGGAGCUCACGGACUGGCUCAUCGACCACAAGGAAGCGCCCGACCGCGAGACCGGCAUCCGCCUCAUGCAGAAGCUGAUGGAUCACUACAUCAUCCACCACGUCUGUGACGAGCACUCGGAUUACAAGGAUGCCAAGCUGCUCUACCGCUUCCGCAAGGAUGACGGGACCUUCCCUCUCAGUAAGGACGUGAAGGUGUUCAUGCGAGGGCAGAGCCUCUAUGAGAAGCUGGUGAGCGUGGAAGAGUCAAUCCUGAAGGUGAGGGAGGAGAACUCGGUGAAGUACCAGAGGACUUUCCUGGGCUCUGAGAUGAUCGACUGGCUCAUCCAGGAGGGAGAAGUGGAGAACAGGCAGGAGGCAGUGGAGCUGGGACGGGCACUGCUGGAGCACGGGAUCAUUCAGCACGUCUCCAAUAGGCAUCACUUCUUUGACAGUGACAUCCUCUACCACUUCUGGAUCAACUUUCGGCGGCGGCGGCGUCUCACGGAGUUGCUCAAUGAGAACUCCUCCCGUGCCCUGUCCGAGAGCCCUGACAGCCCCUUCUGCCUUCGCAAGCUCAACCCAGACCCAGGCAACACCAGCUUCCUCUCUGUCCAGACCAACAAGGAGAUCAAAGUUGUCUCGGCGGUUCGAAGGAGCAGCAUCACUUCCCUCUCUGGAAACUCCAACGCCUACUUCAGCGCUCCUCCUACGCUGGUAUUCCCUCCUGUGGCUGAGUGCAACCCCAAAUCAGUGUUAAAGAGACCCGUCACCAACGAAGAGCUGCUGUCCCCCGGGGCCCCCUAUGUCAAGAAAACGCUGACUAUUGUGGGGGAUGCAGUGGGCUGGGGGUUUGUGGUUCGAGGAGGAAGACCUUGCCACAUCCAGGCAGUGGACCCAGGAGGACCUGCUGCUGCUGCAGGGAUGAAGGUGUGCCAGUUUGUUUUCUCCGUGAAUGGGGUGUACGUUCUGCAUCUGGACUACCAGACCAUCAGCAGCCUCAUCAUGACGGGACCACGGACUCUGGUGAUGGAAGUCAUGGAAGCCAUUGAGUGAGCCAAGGAGUCUCAGCCCACUGCUGCGGAUGGGAUGGACUGUGGGGAGGGACCAAGCUCGACCUUGCACUGUGAUGUGUUACCCAGGCAUUUGGAUGUAUUUUCAAAUAAAUACAUUCUAAUGG